UAGCCAGCUAGGGACACAUAUGUAUGCUUCAAUGAUGAGAGGCACGUUCAUAAUCCUUGUGUUUGCUGUGGGAACUUGGAUCAGUUCUGCUCAUGCAAGGGCUUUGAUAGGAACUAAUCCAAGGGAUCAAUCCAUGAGGAUAAUCAUAUUUGGAAGGUCCUCAACCUCUGCUGCUAUCUUGUCCCAUCAGACAACAGUUGAUGAUCCUUCUUGUACGGAAAGUUCUCCUCUGCCUCCAAGCAAAUCGCCGCCACUACCCCCUUUUACUCCUCCACCUCCAGACCCAGGACCUUCACCUCGACCGUCUCCUAGGCCAACGACAUACCAUGGUAUUGUAACUGGUGGUGGUAGUCUGCGAGUGUCCAAUGUGGCUUCAUUUUGAACAUCAAAAUCAAGCCGUUCAUAGAUGAUGAGGGUGGGCCGUACACCUUCUAUUAUGUAUUUGCUGGUUUAAUUAGAAUAAGGACUAAGCUCUUUUCUAAUUUACUUUAAUUAGAAUCAUGUUUAGCUUAAUCAUCCAGUUUCACUUUGAAUGCUAAAGCCAUUCAUCAACAUGUCCCCUAUGGAAUAUUCUUUCUGUUAAGCAUGGUCGAAAGAUAGUAAUCUGGGUUUUAUUUUAGAGAUAAGAAGAAUAAAGUAAAGCUCAAUAUAUUUCUCUGAAAAUGUUUUCUUACGCAAUGAAUGAAAAUGAUCUGUGUUAAAAGUUGUUAAGUUUAAUUAGUUUUAAUUAAAUAAAGCUGACAUAGCCAUGAAGAGACCAAGUCAAGCUGAAGUCCUAGAAUAUAGAAGUUGUGGUUUAGUCUGUUUACCACGUUCAAAUUUGCUUCCGUUGCUUAAGGUAGUUGAACUCCACAAAAUCUGCACUUGUUGUGUUAGUGGUUAUUGUGGAGAUUGUUAUUUUGUAAGCUUUGUUUUUCAGAUAUAUAUAAGAGAGGAAAACUGCCGUA
This is a messenger RNA of Prunus avium (sweet cherry), 947 nucleotides long. The record is from RefSeq and is a predicted model, not a curated record. NCBI's taxonomy places the organism in Eukaryota, Viridiplantae, Streptophyta, Magnoliopsida, Rosales, Rosaceae.